CUCGAUCUGUUCUCCCCGACGCUACCACACACUCUCUCUCCUCGGCCUCGAUCUCGAUCUCGAUCUCGGUUUCUACUCUCUGAGCAAUGGUGGUGUUCACGGUGACGCGAAGGGAGACCGUCCCUUUCGAGGGCCAGAAGCCCGGGACCUCCGGCCUCAGGAAGAAGGUGACAGUUUUUAAGCAGCCUAAUUACCUGCACAACUUUGUUCAGUCAACAUUUAAUGCCCUUCCUACGGACAAAGUGAAAGGGGCUACACUUGUCGUUUCUGGAGAUGGACGCUAUUUCUCAAAGGAUGCUGUUCAGAUUAUUAUUAAGAUGGCUGCUGCUAAUGGAGUAAGACGUGUUUGGGUUGGACAAAAUUCUCUACUUUCAACACCAGCAGUUUCUGCUGUCAUAAGGGAAAGAGUUGGUGCAGAUGGAUCAAAAGCAACUGGAGCUUUUAUCUUGACAGCAAGUCACAAUCCAGGAGGUCCACAUGAGGAUUUUGGAAUAAAGUAUAACAUGGAAAAUGGUGGACCUGCUCCUGAGGCUAUUACUGAUAAGAUAUAUGCCAAUACAAAAACACUAAAGGAAUACUUCAUUGCAGAAAAUCUUCCUGACAUUGAUAUUUCUGUUUUAAGUGUAAGCACAUUCUCCGGGCCUGAAGGACCUUUUGACGUGGAUGUCUUUGAUUCAACCACUGACUAUGUGAAGCUUAUGAAGUCAAUUUUUGACUUUGGAUCCAUCCAAAAGCUGCUUUCAUGCCCAAAGUUCACAUUCUGCUAUGAUGCACUUCAUGGUGUUGCUGGAAUUUAUGCAAAGCAUAUUUUUGUUGAGGAACUUGGUGCAAAUGAAUCUUCGCUAUUAAAUUGCACGCCUAAGGAAGACUUUGGAGGUGGUCAUCCAGAUCCUAAUCUGACCUAUGCAAAAGAAUUGGUUGCAAGAAUGGGAUUGGGUAAAUCAAGCUCACAAUUUGAACCACCUGAGUUUGGUGCUGCCGCUGAUGGGGAUGCAGAUCGCAACAUGGUCCUUGGUAAAAGGUUCUUUGUAACACCAUCAGAUUCUGUUGCUAUAAUUGCUGCCAAUGCUGUUGAAGCCAUUCCAUAUUUUGCCUCUGGUUUGAAAGGGGUUGCCAGGAGUAUGCCAACUUCAGCUGCCCUUGAUGUUGUGGCGAAGAACUUGGGUCUUAAAUUUUUUGAGGUGCCGACUGGUUGGAAAUUUUUUGGAAACUUGAUGGAUGCUGGACUUUGUUCAAUUUGUGGUGAAGAAAGCUUUGGGACAGGCUCAGAUCAUAUUCGUGAAAAGGAUGGAAUCUGGGCAGUUUUAGCUUGGCUUUCAAUUCUUGCCUUUAAGAACAAGGACAAGCUUAAUGAGGAUAAGUUGGUUACAGUUGAAGAUAUAGUUCGUAAACAUUGGGCCACUUAUGGUCGCCACUAUUAUACUCGCUACGAUUAUGAGAAUGUUGAUGCUGGUGCUGCUAAGGAGCUAAUGGCACAUUUGGUGAAUCUUCAAUCGUCCCUUUCCGAAGUUAACAGGAUUAUAAAGGAGAUAAGAUCAGAUGUCUCGGAUGUUGUCCAAGCCGAUGAAUUUGAAUACAAGGAUCCUGUUGAUGGCUCUGUUUCUAAGCAUCAAGGCAUUCGGUACCUCUUUGUGGAUGGAUCACGACUUGUUUUCCGGUUAUCUGGGACUGGUUCUGAAGGUGCUACUAUCAGAGUCUACAUUGAGCAGUACGAGAACGAUGCAACAAAGACCGGGAGGGAUUCACAAGAAGCACUUGGUCCUCUGGUCGAAGUGGCGAUAAAGCUCUCAAAGAUGAAAGAAUUCACCGGACGAUCUGCUCCUACUGUUAUAACAUAAAAUCAAAUUGAUGAGUACUUUUGAGUUGGACAUCGAUUUCCCCUCUUUUUAUCAACUAAUUUUGUACCUAGCGCCACGUGACACGGCGCGCUACAUGUUUUUGAAAUAAUUUGUGUUAGUACCACUCAAAAUUAAACCCCGGUUCUGGUUGGAGAUUAUAUUAAAUAAUACAAAGUUUACGAUGA
Musa acuminata AAA Group (dessert banana) is the source of this 2023-nucleotide messenger RNA. Its product is annotated as phosphoglucomutase, cytoplasmic 2. The transcript has 18 exons. Gene Ontology annotation, biological process: carbohydrate metabolic process. Lineage: Eukaryota; Viridiplantae; Streptophyta; Magnoliopsida; Zingiberales; Musaceae. Bases 87 to 1838 code for a protein of 583 amino acids. Gene Ontology annotation, molecular function: magnesium ion binding; phosphoglucomutase activity. Gene Ontology annotation, cellular component: cytosol. The record is from RefSeq and is a predicted model, not a curated record.